This is a messenger RNA of Triplophysa dalaica, 2637 nucleotides long. It is a transcript of the gene sapcd1, whose product is annotated as suppressor APC domain containing 1. The transcript is spliced from 5 exons. NCBI's taxonomy places the organism in Eukaryota, Metazoa, Chordata, Actinopteri, Cypriniformes, Nemacheilidae. Bases 187 to 669 code for a protein of 160 amino acids. The record is from RefSeq and is a predicted model, not a curated record.
UCAAUCCUGGCUUGGUCACAUUCCAUAACGUGUUGGAACAGACAAAGGCCGAUUGAAGAGAGCUAGGAUCAGGGGUUGUUUUUAGCUGACAGCCGCACAAGGAAGAACAGGGAAGAAACAUUUGCACGUUUCGUCGACUUGUGCCUUAUUUCGGGUGUGUUUGUAUAUCAGCUGGUGUUUGAACACAUGGCAUUUGACAGCUCAUAUGCAGUCCUCAUCAUUCCUCUGCAGAACAGCAUUUACAGUCCUGAUGCUCUGCACUGCUUCCUCUGGCUCAAGAGACGGCAAGAUUUGGAAAGAGAAAAGGACAGCCUGUGGGCUGGACUGCAGGCUCUGGAACAGGCACAGCUGUGGUAUCAGAGCCGACUGAAGCUAAACUCACAAAGCCAAAGUAGCUCAAGCACAGGAUAUUCGGAGAGAGAGGGCAGAUGUUCUUGUGCUUUGCGGUCAUGUUUGCAGCGUGUCAAUGGGAGUCUGGGUACAUUGAUGAGCGACACUAGUUUAAGGAGUCAUCAAGCUCCAGAGGAAACAGGAGGUUCAGAUUGGGCUCUCCGAUGGACCAACACCACACUGGUCAAGGAGGUGAUAAAACAAAAUCUACAGAUUUCCAUGUUGGAGCUAGAGAAAGCACGACUUCAGCAACUAGUGUCUUCAAGCACAUCUGUGUGACACAUUCCUUCAAUUUUAAUUGCAACAGGGGAUCAAUCAAAGCACAGAAUGAAAUUAUAAUUUUACAUGUAAUAUCUACCAAGAAAUUUUCAAUGAAUUGAAGAUCUGUUGCACCGUGCAGUCUGUUGUUCAUUUAGAUGGAUAAGACUGUAUGGCUCCUUUCCCAUCAAGUUUCUGUUAUGAAUGUGGAGUUGACGGAUUUGAAAAUCUUGUUGUAUAUGAUGGACACGGAAUUUAAAAAGAGUUACUCUGAUUUCCUUGUACAGUAAUGAUUGACAGUAAUUAAGGGGGUCGCACACUGGCAGUGAAGCGCUUGCGCUUGACAACUCACCAGCAGAGGUGGGGCACUCGAGUCACAUGACUUGACUCAGGUCUGACUCAAGUCACAUGACUUGACUCGGGUCUGACUCAAGUCACAAUUUUCAGGACUAGUGACUUGCUUGGUGGAAGUAGAAAAUGAAUAAACUUGACCUUGACUUGAGCGCAAGUGACUUGAGACUUGACUUGACUUAAAGUGGAAGUCUCGACAAUGACUUGAGCUUUUUAAUAAAGUAAAAUAAAGUAAUCCAAUUCAUUUUUACAAAUAAUUAUUGCGACUCAGAGGCACUAUAAUCAGCGUCUGUGCCAUAAACGCUGCACAACUUAAACCGCGCCAAACAUGGCAGACAACAGUUGAGCUCCACAAAUAGUCAGGUUCGGCUAUAAGGACUUUGAACUGGACCGUGCCAAUAAAAAAAGAUUUGCCAGAUGCAGAGUAUGCAAUGCAAGAAUAUAUGACAUGACAUCCACAACGUCAAAUUUAAUCAGGCAUUUCAAGAAUCACAAGGAAAGGUAAGAAAGUAAUUUCUUCAAUUUAGUGAUAAAACGAUAACUAGUGUAAUGAAUUAAUCGUUUCUGUUUUUCAUAAUAUGCCCUUUGUUGUAUUUUUAUUAGUAUUAGAAAUGUGGUCAUUGAUCGUCACUGAUAAGCCUACGUCUCAUCUCACAAUUAGAUGUGUUGGGGAAUUUGGCUAUAACAGUGGCGUAGCCCUAAUUUUAAUGUUGGGGGGCAUUUUAAAAGGAAGGGACUUUUCUGUAUUACAUGAAGGCUAAUGUCUAUAUUAUAUGUGCGCAUUUUCAAGUGGGUGUGGAAGCCGAAUAGCAGCUCGCUUAUACUGCAUGACAGGCUGAUGGACGCGCCGGUGAGAUCACUUGUACCUAAAAAAACUCUUUAAAACGUUUUCAGUCAUACUGACAAGAACCAUUUCAUCAUUUCACACAUUUUUUGUGUACACUCACAAUAACAACAAACCCUUGCUUGAUUUGUCUAAACUGUGACUCCAGAUUUGACUCGAGACUUGAUGGUUAAGACCUUGGUUAAGAUGGUUUAGCUCGGACUUGACCAUAUGUGACUUGUCCCCACCUCUGCUCGCCGGUAUCCCACACCAGGCGUGCACAAUCUGUGUGCACAAGCUCAUGCCCAAAGUUUUUUCAUGAUGCAAGAUGGGCGAGUUUUAGCCCAUUUUCAUACAAGUUUUAUUGAACAAUAGGUGUUUUUUAAACAUUCAUCUAUAAAUACGCUCUGUGUCACAUAGGUAAAAGUUUUAUUGUUUUAUUGCAUCUGUUAUUUCUAUGCUAGAAUCAAUUAUGUAGCCUACAAGGACUUUUUUAUAUACAGUAAAUGUGCUGUUUUUAUAAACAUGGCAUGGUGCUUUCUACUUUACAUCUCGUCCGGUGUGUCACAACCGUAAAGGGGUUUUCUACAGAACCAAGUACAAUUGUAACACUGUUGUAUUUUCUUCUUGGUUUGGUUCGCUUUCAAAUGGCACCAUUUCAAAAUGGACCAAAUAUUAAUAUUUGGAAAAAACACUGUCCUCUCAUUGGUCAGAGCACCCCCUUACUUCCUGAAUCUUGCUCGCAGCGAUCAUCCAUCCGGAUGCCUAGAAACAGCCGUGCAAGCUUAAUAAAGCCUUCUUUGUUGCUGUCUUAA